AUGGUAUCUUUUGGCGUAGAAUCACUAUUUACUAAUGUGCCAAUCGAGGGUGCCGCACAAGUCGCAUUACGAAAACUAGAAAAUGAUCCCGGUCUUUCCGACCGCACGAACCUUAGUCCUACACAAAUUGCCGACUUCUUAGAUUUCGUUUUGAGAUCCGCGUAUUUCCAAGAUAAUGGAUCGAUUUAUGAACAGCAAGACGGAGCAGCCACGGGGAGCCCUGUCUCGGCCGUAAUAGCUAACCUUUGCAUGGAAGAAUUUGAGGAACUGGCGAUUAUUACUGCGAACUGCAAACCUAAGAUCUGGAAGCGAUAUGAAGAUGACGAUUUUACAAUCUUAGAUCGAAACAAUGUCGACGGCUUUCUACAACAGCUAAACAUUCAACAACCAGCCAUUCGUUUUACCAUGGAAAUCGAGAGAUAA
Molecule: messenger RNA, 423 nt
Organism: Orbicella faveolata
Lineage: Eukaryota; Metazoa; Cnidaria; Anthozoa; Scleractinia; Merulinidae
Source: RefSeq, a predicted model, not a curated record